This is a messenger RNA of Helobdella robusta, 5526 nucleotides long. RefSeq lists its product as hypothetical. Gene Ontology annotation, cellular component: plasma membrane. The record is from RefSeq and is a predicted model, not a curated record. The transcript has 17 exons. The coding region runs from base 1 to 5526 and encodes 1841 amino acids. Lineage: Eukaryota; Metazoa; Annelida; Clitellata; Rhynchobdellida; Glossiphoniidae. Gene Ontology annotation, molecular function: calcium ion binding. Gene Ontology annotation, biological process: homophilic cell-cell adhesion.
AUGGAUAGUAGGGAUGUGCCCGGUCAACAACUUCGGCUUAUUCGAUUUAUUGUUUUUGGUUUUUUAAGUACAUUUGUUGGUGACGUCAUGGAGGGCAGCGGAUUGAUGACCAAUCAGAGUUCGGAUGUACUCGAAGUUGUGCAGUUCAAGUUUGCCGGCUCUGUCGAAUAUUUCUAUAUCGAUUCCAAGACAGGCGUCAUUACUACCUCUUCUCAAAUAGACAGGGACUCACCUUCACUCUGUCGCCAACGUGUCGACUGCCAAGUUCACUUCUCGGUCAUCGUCGUCCAUCCGACGCGCUUCAUGAUAAUGAUGAUCAAGAUCAUAAUCACCAUUCUCGAUAUCAACGAUAACGAACCUAGAUUUCUUACCAAAAACAGUGGCCAUUUUAAUCUGGAUAUAAACGAAGCUGUGGCUACUAAUAGCUUCUAUCCGCUUCCGUCGGCUACAGAUUACGACUCACCAGUUAACGGGAUCACGAGGUACGUCAUGGAUCCGCCGCUCAAAAAUUUUGAGAUUCAACUCUUCUGGAAGUUGGAUGGUGGUAAGGAGGUGAGGCUGGUGGUGACGGGAGGGCUGGAUAGGGAGGAGAAGGAUUUCUACUUCUUCGAGCUGAUGGCCUUUGAUUCCGGAACUAAGCCAGCCGUCAUCAAUAUAACCAUAACGGUAUUAGAUUCAAACGACAACAAACCGACUUUCAGCGAUGCAACAUACCACACAAACGUCGCCGAGAGCCUGCCUAUUGGAACUACCAUCAUGCAUGUUUCUGCAAGUGACCCUGACCUCGGGGCAAGCGGUCAUGUCACCUACCAACUGUCGGGUCACUCAUCGGAGAAGUAUGGUCACAUAUUUGCAGUUGACGGUCUUACCGGAAGCGUGCAUUUGAAGCAGGCUCUGGAUAGAGAGGCAUCAUCAAUUUAUCAGCUUGUUAUAACGGCCAAAGAUAACGGACCAGGUUCGAUGACAAGCGAAGCCACGUUAACCGUAAAAGUUGAUGACGUCAACGAUAACCAUCCAAUCAUCGUCGUUCAUAGCUUGGGCCGACACAACACGACAACGGCCACCGUCACAGAAAACGCGCCACCUGAAACGUUUGUCGCCCACAUAAUUACAAGUGACCCCGACGAAGCUGACAAUGGCAAAGUGAGCUGCCAGUUGAUGACCAAAAAAUCAGAAAACGCUGAGAACCUGGGCCUCUUGCAUCAAUCGUUCUACACACAGCAGCAAGACCCCUUCAAACUUCUUCAAAAAUCGCACCAAGGAGAGUAUCAAAUUACAACGACAACGACGACAAAACUUGACCGCGAACAACAACACGUCUUCUAUUUGCUACUCAGAUGUAAGGAUGCUGCCGUGAAGAACUCCCUUAGCACAGAACUUGUGAUCCAGGUAAACAUCCUUGACGAGAAUGACAACAGUCCAAUCUUCGGCCAGCCUUCUUACAAUCAAACCAUCAAGGAAAAUAACAUCGUCGGAAUGCCACUACUCUCAGUUUUUGCUCACGAUCUCGACGAAAAUGCUAAUGGCCACGUGACUUAUUCAAUAGAAGGCAACGCGUCCGAAGUUUUCAACGUGGAUGAAAAUGGAUUGGUGACUGCUAGGGUGAGUUUGGAUAGGGAGGUGAUGGAUUUCUAUCAGUUUCCACUGCUGGCUCUCGACGGGGGUACUACCACCGUGUACAUUACGGUAGAAGAUGAGAACGAUGAAAAACCAACAUUUGAGAAGGAUCGCUACUGGAUGCGAGUUCUUGAGAAUCAGCCGAGUGGAACCUUUGUCGGCGAAGUUGUGGCCACUGAUCGCGAUGGUCCACCAAACAAUUUGUUCAUUUACGUCCUGGAAGAGUAUGAUGAUGGUGUUGCUGCGGAUCUGUUCGCCAUCCAGCCUCAAACUGGGAUGAUUACGACGAGACAAGUUCUAGAUAGAGAGGUCCUUCAAGGUAAAUACAGACUGGUCGUGGUGGCGAAAGAUAUAAAAUCUCAAUCAAUGUCAGGCACAUCAGACCUAAUGAUAGAAAUUCUGGACUUGAAUGACAACCAACCGGAAAUACUUUUUCCGUCUGCCGGAAAUGACACGCAUCACGUGAGUUCGCAACUUCCGGUUGGAGGUCACGUGGUGCAGAUCGUGGCGCGAGAUUUAGACGCCAGUGUCGAGUACAAUCGUCUGCUUUUUAGCAUGGAGGAAGUGGGAGUUUUUGAAGAUGUUGAUGUUGCAAGGAUAGUGGUAUAUGAGAUAAUGUCUAGGAGUCAGCAACAUCAACAACAACAACAACAACAUCAACAUCAACAAGUGUUGCCAAAAAUAACAACAACAAAUACAAAUACUACGAGCGAUUCUGUGAAAUCAGUAACCGUGAUAAAAACGUCGCCAUUAACAACAACAUCAACAAAAAUUUUACUUGCGAAAACGCCAACCACAACAAAAUCAGCAACAAAAUCUUUCGUUACAAUCACGUCAUCGACUUUUUUAGCAUCUAAUAUUUCCGACUAUGCAAAUUUUCUCCCUCCAAGACACUCGCAUUUUUCCCCCAUUGCUUCAACACCGCCCCCCAACCACAACAACCACCACAGCAUCGACAACAACAGCAACAUCAACAACAACAGCAACAUCAACAACAACAGCAUCAACAACAACAACAGCAGCAAUAUUUAUUCCCAGCAAUUUUUAACAACUAAAAGAACAACAACGGCAGCAAACAAUACUAACGCAAUUUUUGAAAAAUUGCAGACAUCUAUUUUACAACAGAACAACGCCAACAACAACAUCAACAACGACAACAUCAACAACGACUUAAGCAACAACAAUGACGUCACCGCCAACAAAAGCAACUUAUUUCGCAUACAGUCCAACAACGGAUUGAUAAUGUCGCUUGAUAGAUUGGACCACAAAAGUUACAUCAACAGAGUCAUUUGCAUCGUGGUCAAAGUCACCAACCCCACCAUCGCUAACGGCAACUUCGUCAACAACAACAACAAUAACAACAUCGGUAGCACUAACAACAACAACAACAUCCGCAACAACAUUAAAAACAGCACAUUUUCCAUGAACGCAACCAGCGACAAAUAUGACACUGGUGUUGAAAAUAUUUCCAAGGAUUUGAACCAAAUCAACAACACACACGCGCCAUCUAUAAACAUAAACAACAACAACAACAACAAAAACAACACCCAACAACUAACCCAACAACAACAGCAACAACAACACACAUCUCUGGCAAUCCUAUUUUUAAUAAUCAACUCAACAAUCCCACCACCACCACUCCGGUCCCAAACUAUUUCAGCCCAAAAAAACAGCUCAAAAAACUACGGAGUCAUCAAAGAAAUCGGCGGAAUAUUACUCUAUUUAAUUUUAGCGGUCGUCGGUGGCUGCGUUUUCGUUGUUUCGUGUGUGGUUGUGGCUGUUGUGGUAGUAAGGAAAAGAGAGCUGAGGAAGAGAAGAAUCGGUGGUCUCCAGAAAUUUAACGGUGACCUCAUUGGCCUGCAUAACAAUAGUGGCUGUCCAAAUGUUGAAGGUAAUUCUGGCAAUAGGAGUGACGGUGCUGCUGCUAAUUAUAAUGAUAAGAAUAAAAUAAACUCCUCGGCUGGUUGCAAGGAGUCGAGUGGAAAGGUUUGUGAGAAAAAGAUGGGUUUUGUUGGAAACAGUUCUAAUAACAACAACAACAACAAAGAAAAACAUAAAAUAAAUAACUCCAACGACAACAACAACAACAAUUAUUACAUCAAAGACAAUGAUAGCAACAUCGGAAACAGUGUUCCAAACAUUAGCAACAAGACUGAUAACAGAAGCGAUCACGAAAACACUAAAUUGUCAUUAUCAGCGGGACCGGAAAUACAAAAAUCACGUGAUCUAUCCGGCACAUAUGGAAGAGGAAAAGGAGAAAAUAGAGAGAGCGAUAAUUGCGGAUGUGACGGUGAGGAGGAUGAUGAAGAUGAAAACAACGGAGAUGUUCUUAAUAGGGAUGAAGAUGCAUUAUGUGAUGUUGCUGAUGACGGUGAUGACGACGACGGAAUGGUACUAAUGACUCCAAGAGACGGAGAUAAAUAUGCGCUUUCUUGGAGCAAGCCUGGCAGAACAAUAUCCUCUAACAGAAAGUUUCACUUUAACGACAACAACAACAACAACAACAGUAACAACAAUUUCAUCCAAUUCGACCUCAUUAGCAACCCUCCGCCAAGCAGCCAAUCAGCUUCCAGCAAAAAGUUGAUACUACCCCCGCCCCCGCCAGCCAGAGGAAACUUCUGGAAGUAUCCGGAAUACCAACAAAAUACACAGCAUAAUACGCAACUGAGUUCAAUGAGCAUUCUCCCAAUUAAACAUUCCGACGAUACUCAACAACAACAACAAUUUCCCUCACCUCCAAUAACAACAACAACAGCAACAAAAACAACAAAUAAUAUAGAUUAUUUUCAACAACAACAUGAUUUCGCAACAAAUUUGAACAAGCAGCAACAACGAACAGUGAACGCCGACAACAACAACAACUUGCACAUCCAACCUUGUUACUACACAACAUCGCAGACAUUAAAGCCUGCCCAUUCGAUAAAUUUUAAUAAAUUCUGCCCGAUGACAUUUGCCAACAGCACUGCGACAACAUCAACAACGUUAAGACCAUUCAGCAACAAGUCUCAGCAACACGUUCAACAUAAAUGUUACUGUGAGACUCUCGUCAACAACAACGAAAAUGCUUCUUCCCAAGAAAAAUUGUUGUUCAAUAAAUCAUCCCAACAACUUAAAUAUAUUUCAUUGCAACAGUUUCAGCAACAACAACAUCAGCAGCAACAUCUGCAGCAGAAAUCGCUGCAACAGACACUAGGAAAUCCGAAAAAACGAUUGCAAGAGCACCAACAUCAAUAUAAUUUGUACCACCAUCAACAUCAUUACCACCUGCAACGUCCAAGAAGUGCUCAGCAACAACCAAUACAACAACAACAACAACAACAAAUCAGUCAACAACCACAAAUUCAACAACAAAAUUUACUACUGCAACAACAACAAUUUUAUAUUCAGCAACACCAACUACAACAACCUUGUAUAAAAACAACAAACCAACAAAAAUUUCAACAAUCACAGCAUCAUCAGCAACAACAAAACUAUCAGAUACAGCAUAAUCUACUACAACAUCAACAGUAUUUUAACCAACAACAACAUCGCCAACAACAACAACACUACUCAACAAAGCCAGCAACAACAGCAACAACACGGCCAUCAACAUUGCGAUUCGACGAGUCCAUGAACAUCAUACACAACAUAGAACCGGUCGAAUGUUGCGAAAAUUAUGAUUAUGAUGAUUCCAACAACAACAACGACAAUAAAACUCAAUACAACUACAAUAACCUUGACAUCUUGUCGUCAUCUCAUUUCUCCAGUAGCAAACGUGUUGUGCAUAAAGGCGCCAACAACAUAAGCAACAGUAGCACUAUUAGUAAUGAUCCUAAAGAUGAUGACACACAUAACACGCAUAUACACAAUGAAACACACACAAAGACACACACACACUAUAUGCUAUUAGAAUGUCUCGAUAUCAAAUAA